GGCAUAAAAGUUGAACUGGGUGUCAAAAGUUGUUUUUUCCAUUUAUAUAGAUGUAAUAAAGCUCGUAGAACUGAUCAUGCCAAGCCAUGGAAAGAUACCGAGGGAUGACAUCAUACAGUUCAAGAAUUGUCGUCUACUUCGAGAUCAUAAACUUAUAAUAGAUGAUCUUUGGGUGCGCAAUGGCAAAAUACUCAAUCCAGAAAAGUUGUUCUUUGAUGAAAAAACAUACGCUGAUGUACAGAUUGACUGUCAAGGAUGCAUCAUUGCACCAGGCUACAUUGAUGUACAGAUUAAUGGUGGCUUUGGUCAUGACUUCUCCACUUCAACAGAAAAUGUUCUUGAUGGCUUAGAAAUGGUUGCUAAGGGAUUAUUGCCUCAUGGUGUCACAUCUUUCUGUCCAACAAUUGUCACCUCUCCACCUGAAAUUUACCGACAGAUAUUACCAAGGAUGAAACGUUUUAAUGGUGGACCACAUGGAGCAGGAAAUUUAGGGGUGCAUAUAGAAGGCCCAUUUAUUAGCAAAGAAAAGAAAGGUGCCCAUCCUGAGAAUUUCAUAUUAGACUAUGAAAAUGGAUGGAAGGAUGUCAUGGCGAUGUAUCAUGACCUCACAAACGUUGCCAUAGUGACUGUAGCACCAGAGAAGGACUGUACUGAUGAGGUCAUCAAUGAAUUUAUAAAACGCGACAUUGUGGUUUCAGUUGGACACUCCAUGGCUAAUCUGAAGGCAGGAGAGAAAGCAGUUCAGGAGGGUGCUACCUUUAUUACACAUCUCUUCAAUGCAAUGUUACCUUUCCAUCACCGGGAUCCACAUUUAGUAGGCCUACUGACAAGCGAUAAAAUACCUGAAGGAAAGACAGUAUUUUUCGGCAUCAUAUCAGAUGGCAUUCACACCCACCCAGCAGCCCUGAGGAUUGCCCAUCGAGUACAUCCCCUGGGGUUGGUAUUGAUCACCGAUGCUAUCCCUGCUCUAGGCCUAGAGAAGGGCACACAUAGGAUAGGUCAACAGGUCAUGGAGAUUAAGAACAACAAGGCUGUUAUAGCAGGCACAGAUAUAUUAUGUGGGAGCAUUGGUUCAAUGAAUGAAUGUGUUCAGCAUUUCUUUGAGUCAACAGAGUGUACUCAAAUAGAAGCACUGGAAUGUGCCACCUUACAUCCUGCACAACUGUUGAAGAUUACAGACUCUAAAGGAACUCUGGACUAUAACACAGAUGCAGACUUCAUCUUACUCAAUGAUAAGCUAGAUGUCCUAGCAAACUAUAUAGAUGGCCAGCUGGUCUGGGAAGGAGAUAAAGCUCCAAAGCGUCGUGUGACACAUAUUAAAAAAUAAAAUAAAUUUGAGGUUUUCCCAUGAUUAUGGGUUACCAGAACCCCUCUUAUCUGUCAUUUGUAAGGAAUACAUUGCGAUUACUACGCUCCAUUUGUUUUUCAACUUUCUCUCACAAACGACAGAUAGGAGGGGGUCUGCUAAACCAGAAUGUUUCUAGAUUAUCUGGAUGUGGUUUUCCUGUUGAUUCUUUUUAUAUCUGUUGUGUCUAUCAGGUUGGGCUUAAGUGGGAAGUGUGUGGACCUGUACUGUAGUAAAAGAGGAAACCACGAUAUUGAUGAAAUGCACAUAUUGUAUAAUAUUAUAUUAUGUUAUUAUGUCACCACCACAAGAGGUG
This is a messenger RNA of Owenia fusiformis, 1661 nucleotides long. NCBI's taxonomy places the organism in Eukaryota, Metazoa, Annelida, Polychaeta, Sabellida, Oweniidae. The record is from the annotation of a GenBank genome assembly.